CCUUCGAUCGAGAGGGCUGGAACAGAUUAAGAUGUUUCAUGGCAAGUGUCCUAAUUAGACCAGCUAAAGUUGUACUUAUUUCAUCACUCAGAAGCGUUACAGUGAAGGCAGUAAGAAAGUUGCAUUCUAAUUUUGAGUUUCCCCGUGGCAAAAAAGAGAUGGAAGGACUUGAGAUAACAGAUAUGAAAGUAGUGCCUUGCGUUAACUCUCGCUUUAUCCAGCCGUCAAGAGUUGUCUUCAAACAGAAUGGUCAGGAAAGAAAAUGGGACUAUUUAACAGUACAUGAUAGUGUCUGUGCACUCCUGUUUAACACCACGCGACAGUCUUUCGUUCUUGUGAAGCAGUUUAGACCAGCUAUUUACAUGCAUGUCAACAGAAAUCUCCACAAGAAGGCAUUGACUGAUGGCAGUGCAGUUACCAUGACAGCAGAUGACUCAUCCCUACCAAUCACAGCUCCAUUCAGUGAAGGAGUCACUUAUGAACUCUGCGCUGGUAUCAUUGAUAAAAACAUGAGUCUUGCAGGUUUAAUGAAGCAGGAAAUCUUGGAAGAGUGUGGUUAUGACAUUCCAGAAGAAAACUUGCAGGAAGUUGUAUCAUUUCGAGGUGGGGUAGGAAGCACUGGUUCCCUACAGACAUUCUUCUAUGCAGAAGUGACUGAUGAAAUGAUUGUGAGUCAAGGUGGAGGAAAUCUUAAUGAAGGGGAAAGGAUAGAGGUGUUUUAUCUACCACUUGACAAGAGCAGAGAGUUUGUGUUUGAUGCAACCAAACAUAAACCAGCUGGGCUCAUGUUUGCAUUUAUGUGGUACUUCAAUAAGUUUAAUAUUUAAAAGGCCUUUAACCCUUAACCCUUUAACUCCCAGAUCAAAUUUGUAAUUCUCCUUACUGUCAAUCAUACAAUUCUUAUAAUGUUAGUUCAGAGAAUUUA
Molecule: messenger RNA, 925 nt
Organism: Pocillopora damicornis (cauliflower coral)
Lineage: Eukaryota; Metazoa; Cnidaria; Anthozoa; Scleractinia; Pocilloporidae
Product: uridine diphosphate glucose pyrophosphatase NUDT14
Biological process (GO): ribose phosphate metabolic process; nucleoside phosphate metabolic process
Molecular function (GO): UDP-sugar diphosphatase activity; metal ion binding
Source: RefSeq, a predicted model, not a curated record